Messenger RNA from Auanema sp. JU1783, 495 nucleotides. The record is from the annotation of a GenBank genome assembly. Lineage: Eukaryota; Metazoa; Nematoda; Chromadorea; Rhabditida; Rhabditidae.
AUGAAGAAAUCUGGGACUCGCGCAGAAUUGGGAGAACGUAUUCGCACCAUAUUGGACUGUCCUCAGCAGUUUAACCGAAUGCAUCCUUACGAGGGUAGGCAAAGAAAAUUAAGUGGCGGGUCCACAUGCUCAUCAGACUACUCUCAGUUAAGUCCAGAUUCAGUUAGUUCAAGCGCUGUUGCUUUCUCACCGUUUGUUUCACAUCCGGCCAUUCGCUCAUCGCGCGAUCUGCUGGUGUUCGAGAAACUCCGUCAUGUCGUUCCACAGCUCUCUUCGGAAGAGAAUCCUCUGCAGGCGUUAGUGGACAUCGUGACACAGGCCAUGGAUUUGGAUAGUCCGUCUCCCACAAUUAGUCCCAAACAUUCGUCUGCAUCUUUGAACAGUUUUUAUGAGCCUUUUCCGGUUCCUGAAGAUUUACAGAAUGUCGAUGUGACGGCUUUUAAGCAUCUCAUAUACUCUCAACCAAUACUCUUUGAUUCUCGUCUCUUUAUGUGA